CGCUAUCUCCGCACAGAGGCCCGAGACAGGACGACUCGCUUUAUUCUUUCCCAGCUCCCUCUCGAUACCACAUUUUUCUCAUGUGAUUUCACCCCGCAAUACCGAGAUUAAUCAUUGAUAAAAUUGAGGGGAUUCAGACUAUUGGGCGUUUCUCCUUUGCGAAGAUGGCUUCUGCGUCUGCUCGCUGUCCGCUUGGCGGCUGCGGAAUGGAUCAUGAGGAACCGAAUUUCCCGAAGCUGAGACUUCACUUCUUCGAUGUCCCCCAAUGCUUAAGAAGAGAUUGCUUCAAAUUCGUUUUAAACAAAAGUCUUGUGCCUAUUCAUUCGUCGAAGGUUUUGGUUAAGCCAGUAUCUGCAUUACCUGAUGUUGGUGAUUUUUUCUGGGAGAAGGCCCCAACGCCAUUACUAGACACGAUUGAUACACCAAGUCAUUUGAAAAAACUGUCUCAUAAGGAGCUAAAAAAAUUAGCCGAUGAAGUUCGGUCAGAGAUUUCAUUCAUGAUGUCAAAAUCACGUAGGAAUUUUCAAGCUAGUCUUGCUGCAGUGGAGCUGACGAUUGCUAUACAUUAUGUUUUCAAUGCCCCAAUGGAUAACAUAUUGUGGGAUGUUGGAGAACAGACAUAUGCACAUAAGAUUCUCACUGGAAGACGCUCCCUCUUUCAUACACUUAAGCAAAAAAAUGGUCUUUCAGGUUUCACAUCUCGUCUUGAGAGUAAGUAUGAUGCAUUUGGUGCUGGACAUGGAUGUAAUAGUGUUUCUGCCGGCCUUGGCAUGGCAGUUGCAAGGGAUUUAAAUGGAAAGAAGAAUCGUAUUGUAACAGUUAUAAGUAAUUGGUCAACAAUGGCUGGUCAGGUGUAUGAGGCAAUGAGCAAUGCUGGUUAUCUUGAUUCUAAUAUGGUAGUAAUUUUAAACGAUAGCCGGCACUCGCUGCUUCCUAAGCCAGAUGAAGGACCAAAAAUGGCUAUCAAUGUCCUCUCCAGUACUCUAAGCAAGCUUCAAUCCAGUAAAUCAUUUCGGAGAUUCAGAGAAGCUGCUAAGGGUGUCACAAAAAGGAUUGGGAAAGGUAUGCAUGAAAUUGCUGCCAAAGUCGAUGAGUAUGCUCGUGGUAUGAUGGGUCCACUCGGAGCAACUCUCUUUGAAGAACUUGGAUUGUAUUACAUUGGGCCAGUAGAUGGACACAACAUUGAUGAUCUGAUUUGUGUACUUAAUGAGGUCGCCACGUUGGAUUCUACUGGACCAGUGCUGAUACAUGUUAUAACAGAAGAGAAUAAGGGGCCACAAGAUAACUCUAGAACUAAGACAACCCCCAAAGUACAUGGUCCUAGAUUUUUGGAUGGCAACCUCUCAAGGACAUACAAUGACUGCCUUGUUGAAGCUUUAGUAUCAGAAGCGGAGAGGGACGAACGGAUUGUGGUGGUUCAUGCGGGCAUGAAUGUUGAUCCAUCACUUCAACUAUUUCAGUCCAGAUUCCCUGACAGGUUUUUUGAUGUUGGCAUGGCCGAGCAACAUGCUGUCACUUUUGCUGCAGGUUUAGCUUGUGGAAAUUUAAAGCCAUUCUGCAUAAUUCCAUCUACUUUUCUUCAAAGAGCAUAUGAUCAGAUCAUCCAAGAUGUGGAUUUGCAGCGGUUGCCUGUUCGAUUUGCAAUUACAAGCGCCGGGCUUGUGGGCUCUAAUGGCCCCACCCAGUGUGGAGCUUUUGAUGUAACAUUCAUGUCAUGCUUACCAAACAUGAUUGUGAUGGCACCAUCAGACGAAGACGAGCUUAUUGACAUGGUGGCCACUGCAGCAUCCAUUGAUGAUGGGCCAGUUUGCUUCCGGUAUCCACGGGGUGCAGUUGUUGGUUUAAAUGGCCUUUUAAAUUGUGGGACUCCCCUCGAGAUUGGGAAGGGGGAAGUUCUCGUUGAGGGAAAAGAUAUAGCUUUACUAGGCUAUGGUGUGAUGGUUCAGAAUUGCUUAAAGGCUCAAUCUCUUCUUGCCUCUCUUGGCAUCCAAGUGACUGUUGCUAAUGCGAGGUUCUGCAAGCCACUUGACCUCGAUCUUGUGCGACAGCUAUGUAGGGAACAUGAUUUUCUUAUCACUGUUGAGGAAGGAACUAUUGGCGGGUUUGGCUCCCAUGUCUCACAGUUCAUUGCACUCGAUGGUUUACUUGAUAGAAGUGUUAAGUGGCGGCCCAUCGUACUACCAGACAAGUAUAUAGAGCACGCAACCCCAAGGGAACAGCUUGAAAUGGCCGGUCUGAGUGGUCAUCAUAUCGCAGCCACAGCACUGAGCCUACUGGGACGAAAUCGUGAUGCCCUUCUGCUGAUGAGAUGAAAGUUCAAUUGUGAUUUCCUCAAAUAGAUAGAUUGGAGAAUGGCAUACCUGUAGGAAGAGCUAACAUAUUUACUGGUGAAUAAACUAGAAGACAUUAAAACCUACCACCAUUAGGGCUCACUCUACCUUCAUAGCUGAUGUUUUAUCAGUAAUCGCCGAAUGGGUUUGCUUCAAGAAAUUCAUGUUCCAUAUGCAGAACUAGGAUCACUAACUAGGGUGAAGGGAAGACCGAGAAAUUUGUCAUUUUUGUUUUCAUUUUGUUCUUUGUAGGUGAUCUGUAUAUGCUUUUCUAGUUGAUCAUGUUCAAAGGCAUUUGUUCUGUGAUAAUGUGUCAUGAACUUGUUAAAUCUGUAUCGGAUUUGUCAUGAAUGAUAUUUGAUGAUGUCGAUUGCGUUCAUCGCUUAUUUAAA
Ananas comosus (pineapple) is the source of this 2722-nucleotide messenger RNA. RefSeq names its product probable 1-deoxy-D-xylulose-5-phosphate synthase, chloroplastic. The transcript has 11 exons. Bases 165 to 2312 code for a protein of 715 amino acids. The record is from RefSeq and is a predicted model, not a curated record. Gene Ontology annotation, molecular function: 1-deoxy-D-xylulose-5-phosphate synthase activity. NCBI's taxonomy places the organism in Eukaryota, Viridiplantae, Streptophyta, Magnoliopsida, Poales, Bromeliaceae. Gene Ontology annotation, biological process: terpenoid biosynthetic process.